Molecule: messenger RNA, 3075 nt
Organism: Rhizoctonia solani
Lineage: Eukaryota; Fungi; Basidiomycota; Agaricomycetes; Cantharellales; Ceratobasidiaceae
Product: Retrotransposable element Tf2 protein
Exons: 2
Coding region: 1-3075 (1024 amino acids)
Source: RefSeq, a predicted model, not a curated record
AUGGAACCCACACUUCUGUCAACCACCUCUGUUGAAUAUGGCAAGGUAUCCCUUGAACAAGUCACACGGCUCCUCCUUGGCCUCCUUGGCCAAGUCAAACGCCUUGAGCAAGAAAUUGCCAAAAUUAAGGAAGCUGGAAUCAAGACCCAGACAAACGUCAAAAACAUCUCUCAAACCGUUGAUGUUGUCAAGGAUGGGCUUAGGUCCCUUCAAUCCCAUGGUCCCUGCACACCCAAAGGACCCCAAGCCAAGGUUGUGGAAGAAACGCCAUGCCCCUUACCAAAAGCCAAGCCUAUUGGAUUGGCUAGUGGGGUCCCCUUCUGGUCAGAAGCACCCAAGGUCCUCCCCAGUUUGGCUCAGCCAACCCCAAGAAGAGUUGCUCCCCCGCAAGUCCCAUCUCCCCCUCCAUCUCCGCGUCUCCAAUCCCCAAUUGGGACAACUGCCCCUCCACCUCCGGCUCCAGUUGCCGCCUAUCCCGCUCCAGUCAAGGUUGACCACCCCGAUGCCUACACAGGCAAAAUAGGGAGCAAAGCCAAGCAAUGGCUGACUUGGAUGUUAGCCUGGACCCGCCUCAAUUUGCGGAUGUUCCCCACCAAUCAAGAGGUCCUCUCCUUCCUCUUGAUGAACAUGAAGGACUCUGCCGGAGCUUGGGCCCACCCACACCUUGACCAGCUUGGAUCACACCAAGCUAUCAUCCAAACCGUUGAGGGAUUUAAAUUGGAAUUCCUGGCAGCAUUUGGCAACCCUGAUGCCACAAGGGCCGCCGAGCAGAAAAUCACCACCCUCACCCAGUCCAGCACAUGCGCAGACUACAUCACAAAGUUCAGGACCUUAGCUAUGGAACUGGACUGGAAUGACGCGGCCCUCCGAGGUCAGUUUGCCCAAGGCCUCCACUGGGAGGUCAGCCAACAGAUAGCAACCCGCAAGCACCGCCCUUGUACACUCCUUGAGCUGCAAAAUGCAGCACUUGUCAUUGACAAUGCUCUCCGCAAAGAGCGUGCUAGCCACCCGCCAAGGGACAGUAAGCCUAGCAAACCAUCCAACCCCGCAAGGGGGACAAGUACCAGUCAGCCAACUACCGGAUCAAGGAAGCUCUCCAACAACCCCAACUUUGUAUUGGAGGAAGAGCAAAACCGCCGCCGCGCCGCUGGCGCCUGUAUCAAAUGCAGAAAAAUGGGCCACAAGUUUGCGGAAUGCCGCACGGGCUGGAAAGCCACCCCUAUUGAGGACAAGGGGAAGGCUAAGGAAACCGCCAAAAUUGGCAAAGACUCCAAGUACCAAUUGGGAAAAGAAAUCUCUCCCCUCUUCACAAUUUCAAUUAAACCAGAGAAGCAAGCGGAACAUUUAGAAGUCCUGAUAGACUCAGGCGCCACAUUGUCAUUUCUCCACCCCUGUACCGCCAAGGCAUUACGCCUACCUCUCAUAGACCUCCCAACUCCCUGCACCGUUACUAUGCUUGAUGGGUCAAACCCCCAGGCUGGAAAGAUUUGGAAGAAGGCUCAUCUAACCUUCCUCAUUGAUGGCAAGCGCAUGACGGAAACCUUCCUGAUUUGCAACACCGGGACACAUGCUGCCAUCUUAGGGAUCAAAUGGUUGGAAACGCACAACCCCAAAAUUGACUGGAGCUUACAAACUCUCUCCUUCCCUCACAACCUGCCGGAACACGUGGCCAUUGCCAAGGAGGAAGAAGCUGACCCAAAUCCCUUAGAAGGAGUACCCUCCAAGUACCAUCAAUAUGCCAAGGUAUUUGGAGAAGAAGAAUUCAAUAAGCUUCCUCCCCACAGGCACUAUGAUAUUGGUAUUGAACUCACAGAAGAGGGACCCCUCAACUUGCCUCUUUACAGCAUGACUGACGCCAAGUCUAUCACACUCAAGGACUGGCUCAGGGACAAAUUAAAAGCUGGGAAGAUCCGUCCCAGCAAAUCCUCAAUCAGCUCCCCUGUCAUGUUUGUCCCUAAGAAGGAUGGUUCCCGCCGCUUGGUUGUUGACUACCGUUGCCUCAACAACCGGACCCAAAAGAACGUUUACCCACUCCCCCAUCCUGAUGACCUAAUGGCCCAGCUCCGUGGCGCCAAGGUCUUCACUAAAUUGGACUUACAAUGGGGAUACAACAAUGUCCGUGUUAAAGAAGGGGACAAGUGGAAGACCGCCUUCCGCACCAAGUACGGGCUAUAUGAGUCUCUGGUCAUGACCUUUGGCCUGACAAACGCCCCUGCCGCCUUCCAACACUUCAAGAAUGAACUGUUCAAAGACUUAUUGGAUGUAUGCGUCAUCAUUUACCUUGAUGACAUCCUAAUCUACUCCAAGGAUGAUGCAUCUCACGCACAACAUGUUCAUGAGGUCCUGAAACGGUUAAUGGACAACCAGCUGUUUUGUAAGGCAUCAAAAUGUACAUUCCACGUCACCUUGGUAGAAUACCUGGGGAUCAUUGUCUUGGAUAAGGGGUUCAGUCUGGAUAAGCUCAAAAUCCAGGCAGUACAAGAAUGGCCGGUACCCACCAAGGUAAAGGAAGUCCAAUCAUUCCUGGGAUUUGCCAACUUCCUCCAUUGGUUUGUUGCCAACUUUAGUCACCUGGCCAGACCAUUGCACAAUCUGGUUAAGAAGGAUACAAUCUGGAAAUGGGAUACCAAGGAACAGGAAGCCUUUCAGGGGCUGAAGGACGCCAUCACCAACGCUCCGGUCCUCUGUCACGCUGACCCAACUAAACCAUACUUCCUGGAAACAGAUGCAUCUGGCGCGGCCUUGGGUUCCAUACUCAGCCAACGACAGGAAGACAGUCGCCUACACCCUCUUGGGUUUCUGUUGGAAUCAUUCAAAGGGGCAGAGCAGAACUAUGACACCCACAACAAGGAGCUUCUUGCAAUCAUCCGCUCCUUUGAGUAUUGGCGUAUCUUCUUGGAAGGAACAGCUCACCCAAUCACGGUCUUCACCAAUCACCGGAACUUGGAAUAUUGGAAGGAAUCCCAAAUGUUCAACCGCCGCCAUGCCAGAUGGCACCUACUACUAGCCGGUUAUAACUUCCAAAUUGUGUACAGGCCCGGAAAACAAUCAGGAAAGCCAGAUGCCUUGUCAUGA